This is a messenger RNA of Schistosoma turkestanicum, 573 nucleotides long. Lineage: Eukaryota; Metazoa; Platyhelminthes; Trematoda; Strigeidida; Schistosomatidae. The record is from the annotation of a GenBank genome assembly.
AUGGGACAAGACGGCUCGAAGCAAGGGAGUUAUGUUGUGGCUGUAGUAGAUGCAAUCAAAUGCCCUCUUAACAUAACACUGUUCCUUAUAUGUAUUCUACUUGUUUAUUUAAGUCUAAGGCCACUGUUGAGAAGGAAAAGUUCUCAGAAAUGUGAAGUCCCAAAAAUGGGUAAACGUGAUUUUACCUUAGAAGAACUGCAGAGUUUUGAUGGCACUGGCGAACAUAAGAGAAUAUUGAUAGCGGUUAAUGGAAAGAUAUUCGACGUCACAAACAAAGGACAGGGGUUUUAUGGCAAGGGUGCACCGUAUGCUGCUUUUGCCGGUAAAGAUGCAUCAAGAGCAUUAGCAUGCUUCAACCUCGAAACAAAAGAUGACUAUGACGAUCUUACUGAUCUUACUGCUGAUCAAAUGCAAACCUUGAGGGAAUGGGAACUGCAGUUUUCCGAGCGUUAUGAUCAUAUCGGGCGACUUUUGAAACCAGGAGAGCCUCAUCGGGUUUAUGAAAUCAAUGAUGGAGAAGAUGACGUUGGGACCAACCGCGUUCAAAGUGUACUUGAAAAAAAAGUAACUUAA